Messenger RNA from Histoplasma mississippiense, 786 nucleotides. RefSeq lists its product with no specific name. The transcript is spliced from 2 exons. Lineage: Eukaryota; Fungi; Ascomycota; Eurotiomycetes; Onygenales; Ajellomycetaceae. The record is from RefSeq and is a predicted model, not a curated record. The coding region runs from base 1 to 786 and encodes 261 amino acids.
AUGGCAAUGCUCCCACAUCAGAUGUGCGAGAGCGAGGCGCUGAAGAAGUUUUUCGUGAUGUAUUUUGUCGCUCAUGACAUUAUGGGUCGAACGGGAGCAGAAGAUUCCUUGGAGAUGGGACAAGAGGACCAUUCAUGGCUGGAGGACGAUGAUCUUGAAGAGGUCAUGAAAAUGCGUCAGAUUUCACCACAAGAAGUCUCGACUUUCAAUGCGGCGAGGAAUGCCAUUGAGACCGAAUUACGAGUUCUCCACCAAAAGCUACCAAGCUACGCCCCCCUCCAAGAAGACCUCUUACGUAUUGCCGAAACGAAAAGACUCGCAGCGAUCUUAUAUCUGCGCGAACGCCUGGGAAGUCCGGCUGGUCUUUGCUACUUUUAUCCGCUUGAGAAGUUUAGUCGGCACUACAAGCAUGACCCUGAGCAUCAGUAUAAUAAUAGAGGAAACCCAUCUCUCGGCAAUCAGGUCACUACUUCAGGUGCCGUGGAGACGUCGCCCUCAGGAUUCAAAGCCCGAAUCAUCAGCAUGAUAAUAAGCCUGAUAGAUACGCUCCCCGACUCUCCUACACUGCUAUGGCCACUGUUUAUUGUAGGUAACGUAGGGUUGGAUGAUGAACAGCAUCGCCGUUUUGUGCUGGAUAGAUUAACGAGCAUUCAGAAGACGCGCAAUUUGGGCAGCGUUCGAAGAGCGCGAAUGGUCGUUGAAAAUGCAUAUCGUGCAAAGGAUAUUGAUUUCCCGCGAGGCAAGGUUUGGGGAGACAAUGAGCCAGGGGUUAUUAGCUUGGCAUGA